This is a messenger RNA of Motacilla alba alba, 2618 nucleotides long. It is a transcript of the gene PIN4, whose product is annotated as peptidylprolyl cis/trans isomerase, NIMA-interacting 4. Gene Ontology annotation, biological process: rRNA processing. Gene Ontology annotation, molecular function: DNA binding; peptidyl-prolyl cis-trans isomerase activity. The record is from RefSeq and is a predicted model, not a curated record. Bases 1229 to 2008 code for a protein of 259 amino acids. NCBI's taxonomy places the organism in Eukaryota, Metazoa, Chordata, Aves, Passeriformes, Motacillidae. The transcript is spliced from 5 exons.
AGUCACAGGAGGUUCCCUGUCAUUGCCCCGAGCAUCCUCCCUGUCACACAGGGAACUGGCACCCGGCGUCCGCAGCCAGCGCCACCACCUCAAGCCAAACCCCCACCCCUUGAAAGCCCCCAAAAUGCUGCAUUUUGGAGCUCCUCAGCUCUCAGUCCAAAAACAAACCUUGGGGUCACCUCCAUUGCCAGUCCCCCUGGCCUCACUGCACAGGGAGUCUGGCAGCCACCCCACUCCCUGCCAGCCCCCAUGCCGGGGGUCCUGCACCCAGCUGCCAACUGGGGCAAUGAGGGUGCUGUGCCAUGGGAACGAAGCUCGUCCCUAGCUCUGCCUCCUGCAUCUCCACUACAGACCCUGCGACAACUUCUCCUGCUGCCCUGGCCACCAGAGGUCCUGAGAUGCUACCAAGAUGGUGGCUGGAAUCCAGAUGGACUUCACCUGAGCCACCUCCCUGGUGACUCCUGGGUCCCCCCAGGAUUGCCCACCAGUCACCUGUGCCCACUGGCCACCAGGGAGCUGAGCAAGGCCGAGUGGGGCACGUGCCAUCAUAUGCACGGGGCCAUGGAAGAGGGUUUGCACGUUCCCAAAUGGGAUUUGUCCCCCUCACUCCCAGCUGCCUCUUCCUGGCCUGGCUCCAGCGUGGGAGCCCAGCAGCCAGUAACAGAGGCUGUGGUGUGGGGCUCAGGGCAGGGCAGAGAGGAAACGUGAGCUCCGAGCAGGAGCACGGCCGCACGCCCAGAGAAACAGGAAGGGCCAGCCACGGCUGACAAGGAAACAGGGUGUUUAGGGAAAUUUCUGCUUGAUUUCUUGAUGGAUUUCCACAUACUGCAGCUCUCCUGUGCUGCAGGAGGAGCGGUGCAGUGGGUCCAAGCAGUGGCAGGGCACCACGGCAGUGCUUCAGCUGCCCCUCCAAGGGGCCUGGGCUGCUCUAGGGGGUCUCUGCCCCACCAGGAGCUCUGCAUCCCUGGGGAGCACAGCCUGGGCAAACACUUCUGCAUUCUUGCCACCACCCUGGAUCCAAUCCCACUGAGGCUCCAGUGGGUUCCCCUUUUCUCCCUCCUGGUACUCGCCCAUCUCUCUCUUUCCUCUCCCAGGGCUGCAGAUUUAAGCCUGUAAUUAAGAGCCAGGCUGAGAAACUCAGGAAAAAAAUCACAAAAAAAGCUCUAAUGAAUGUCCACAUUUCACCCCCAUCCCGUGGCCCCAGCCAGUGGCAGGGUGCUGGCACGGGAUGGGGCCAGGGCACAGCUUGGGGAAGCUCUGGGGACGGGUACAUUUUGCACAUGACUGCUCAGGAAACCAGGGACAGAGUCGGCAAAGGGGGCUGGGUGCAAGCACGGGGCAGGGGCCCCCCUGCAACACCCCCAGCACCACUGGCAGCUGGAGUGGCCAGUGCUGCUGGGGUGAAAUAUCCAAAUGGGCCAGAGGUCAACUGUGGGACAGAGGCUGGCCAUGGGACGGAGAUCCUAAUUUCCCUGGCCCGAGGAACAUGCUCUUCCUGGGGCUCUUCUUGGCCGAGUGCUCGGCCGCUCGCUCCUUGCUCCCUCUGGCUGCAGCUAUUCCACUGCCUUCGGAGAGUCCGGCUGGCAGGACAGCCCUGCCCCGGGCUGGGGGCCGCCAAGGUGCCAACUAUGGAAUGUUGUACUUUUUAUCUCGCCAGCUUGGCGGCGACAGCGGCGGCAGCAGCGAGAGCAAAGCACAAGGCCCGAAGGGAGGCGGCAGCGCCGUCAAGGUUCGGCACAUCCUGUGCGAGAAGCACGGCCGGGCUAUGGAGGCCAUGGAGAAGUUGAAGUCCGGACAGCGCUUUAGCGAGGUGGCGGCACAGUACAGCGAGGACAAGGCCAGGCAAGGGGGAGACCUGGGCUGGAUGACCAGAGGCUCCAUGGUGGGACCAUUCCAGGAGGCAGCGUUUGCCCUGCCUGUGAGCAGCAUGGACAAGCCCGUGUACACGGACCCUCCCGUCAAGACCAAGUUCGGAUACCACAUUAUCAUGGUGGAAGGCAGAAAAUAAAAUGUGAAUGACCAUGAUGACCUUGUUGACUGCUUGAAUCCCGAGUCCCAGACACCUUGGCCUUGAAGCAAGCUGGGCACAACCAGCAACAUGCCUGGAGGCAGCUGGCUGUCCCUGCCACUGUGCUAGCAGAGCAGGGCCCUGCCUGGAGAGCUCCACCUUGCCCACUCAGAGCUGGGGGAAGAAACUGGAUAACUCAGGUUUGGAUAAGAAAAAAAGCCACUAAACGCUUGUGUGCCACUUCCUGCGCUCCCGUGUGCUGUGGGGUAUGCAAGGGAAGCAGCCCAGCAAGAUUCCUGCUGUCUCAGGAAUCCAGCCCAGAGCCAUGAUCCCCUUCCUGCCCGCAGAGCCCCCGAACCAGCCACAGCUUCAGCAACAGGCACCAGCUUUGUUUACAGGUGAGCACCAUGCACAGAGCUCAGGGAUGGAGGAAACAUCAAAGAAGAAAAGGCCCUUCUCUUCCCUCCCUUUUCAGGAUAUUGGUUUUGCUGAGUAUGGAAUGCUCAGAGAAGCCAAUGAAAGGCUUGCAGUGGAGGGCAGACAGGCUGCCCAGAGCAGACACUGCCCCGUGUAAUGGUGCUCUGUUAAUAAACCACUCGUUUCCAGGCUA